Epithele typhae is the source of this 1542-nucleotide messenger RNA. Its product is annotated as MFS general substrate transporter. Gene Ontology annotation, cellular component: membrane. Gene Ontology annotation, molecular function: transmembrane transporter activity. Bases 1 to 1542 code for a protein of 513 amino acids. Lineage: Eukaryota; Fungi; Basidiomycota; Agaricomycetes; Polyporales; Epitheliaceae. The record is from RefSeq and is a predicted model, not a curated record. Gene Ontology annotation, biological process: transmembrane transport. The transcript has 16 exons.
AUGUCCGACGAGAAGCACGACGACGUCAAGUACGUCGAGAACGUCCAGUCCCCGUCCGAUGCCGCAAACGUACUCCCCGACGGCGAACUGCUCGCCGAAGACGUCCGCCCCGAGGCCGAACGUCGCCUCGUUCGCAUUCUCGACAUGCGUCUCCUGCCGACUAUCAUCCUCAUCUUCAUCAUGAACUACAUCGAUCGCGUCGCAGUCACCUCCGCCCGUCUCAAGGGUCUCGUAGAGGACCUCCACCUGACCGACAUUGAAUACUCCACGAUCCUCGCCGUGCUCUACGCGUCCUACGUGCCCGCGCAGAUCCCGUCGAACAUGAUUCUAAACCGAAUUUCCCGGCCAUCCUACUACAUCCCCGCCUGUGUUAUGGUCUGGGGGCUUACCAGUGCUCUAACCGGAGUUGCAAAGAGCUAUGGUGGCAUGGUCGCCGCGCGGAUCUUCGUCGGCAUCCCCGAAGCGGCCUUCUAUCCCGGUGCGAUAUUCCUCCUCUCGAGAUGGUACACUCGCCGGGAACUCGCCUUCCGGUCCGCAAUCCUGUACGCCGGUCUCCUCGUCUCGAAUGCGUUCGGCAGUCUCAUGGCCGCCGGCAUCCUCUCCGGCAUGGAGGGAAAGAUGGGUAUCCGCGCCUGGCGUUGGUGCGUUCUCCGACCUUUCCCACAGGGCGCGAUUACCAUUACGAUUGGAAUCUUGGCCAUCUUUCUCCUUCCCGAUUACCCUCACAACACGCGCUGGCUUAGCCCCGCCCAGCGCCGCCUCGCUCAAGUUCGGCUUGCUGAAGAUGCUGGUGAGGCCGACGAAGACGCGACGAAUGAGUCUGCAUUCACCGGGCUCAUCAUGGCGCUCAAGGACCCGAAAGUUCCGCUGUUUGCGAUUAUGACCUGCUCGCAGCUACUCGGCCUCGGUUUCGUGAACUUCUUCCCCACGAUCACCGGUACCCUCGGCUUCAACACCACCGUCACUCUUCUCCUCGCCGCCCCGCCAUGGAUUCUCGCGACCAUCGUCUGCCUGAUCAACGCUUGGCACGCCGACCGCUCUGGCGAGCGUUUCCUGCACAUCGUGCUCCCUUGGUGGGCCGUCAUCCUCGCGUACAUCAUCGGCGUGUCCACCUUUGCGACCUCGGGUCGGUACAUCGCAAUGAUGCUCAUGUGCUGCGGCUACGCCGGCUUCGCGCUCACCCUCGUCUGGGUCUCGAACGCCGUCCCGCGCCCGCCCGCAAAACGCUCCGCCGCGAUCGGCAUCGUCAACGGCUUCGGGAACAUGGGCAACCUGAUCGCCUCGUUCACCUGGAAGUCGGAGUGGGGCCCGGACUACCACCCGUCGAUGUUCAUCGGGCUCGGCGCGCUCCUGCUCGCGACCGCGCUCGCGCUCGCGAUCCGCUUCAUCCUCGUCGCCCAGAACAAGGCGCUCGAUCGCGCGGAGGCGGCGGAGGCGGCGGACCCUGCGUCGCGCGAGCGCGUGGAGGAGGCGGCGCGCCUGGAGGGCGUCACCGUCGAGGAGGCACUGCGGCGCCGGCGCGGGUUCCGGUACCUCGUCUGA